CAACAUCUCCUCGAAGACGCUUUGCUUAAGUUCUUUGAAAUUCCUUUUGUUCAUUCAUUUGAUUGAUACAUAACCAUGGAGAAGAGUUCCUUGUCGGAAUGCAAACAAUCUUCCUCUCUCCCUCUCUUUGCUCUGUUCAACUUGUUCCUCAUAGGGUUUUGCAGAUGGGUUUCGUCUGCUCGCAUCUUUUUAUCCAGAUUCUUCCCUCUUCUUCAACACCAUCAACGUGUUUCCGACAAAAACAACCAAGUUCCGGAUUCCUCAGACCAACAGCAGAGUUUGAUCAAACUCAUAGAAGAACAAGAAGCAGAAGAAGAUGAUGGUCUCUGUAAGGAAGACGCGGAGAUGGUUAUGAGAAGCUUAGGGCUUUAUCCCGACAGAGAAAGCAAUGAGCUUCAAGAACGGUACAGUUCCAAGGAGAUUUCGAGUUUGUUCGACGAGAAAGAGGCGACCUUGGAGGAAGUGAAGCUAGCUUUUGACGUGUUUGACGAAAACAGAGAUGGCUUCAUCGACGCUACAGAGCUGCAGAGAGUUUUGACAAUCUUAGGUUUCAAAGAAGGAUCUCAUUUAGAGAAUUGCUUGGUUAUGAUCAGAUCAUUAGAUGAAAACAAAGACGGAAGAAUCGAUUUUAACGAAUUUGUGAAAAUCAUGGAGAAUAGCUUCUGCUGAAUCACAUGUCUUUUUUUUUAGAAACAUAGCUAUUGUUUUCUUCUUUUAACACAUCGUUGCUUCUUAAUUCUCAUUAUUUUUCUUUCGCAUUUUUGUUUGUGUAUGUUAAAAAACACUUAAACAUGGUUUGUUGUCAAUAUUAUUAACCAGACUUUGAUGACAUCUUGAGGACUUUUGAGUAACUUGAUAACUUCCAACAUAAUAAACAC
This is a messenger RNA of Eutrema salsugineum, 878 nucleotides long. Its product is annotated as probable calcium-binding protein CML30. The record is from RefSeq and is a predicted model, not a curated record. Gene Ontology annotation, molecular function: calcium ion binding. The coding region runs from base 76 to 669 and encodes 197 amino acids. The transcript has a single exon. NCBI's taxonomy places the organism in Eukaryota, Viridiplantae, Streptophyta, Magnoliopsida, Brassicales, Brassicaceae.